CCCUGCUCUCUGCCCUCCCUCCUCCACCUGCCGCAGAACUGAGCCCCCCAACUUGGAGGGGAGGUGCCCCAGGCUGGCGGCUGUGCCCCCGGGUGUGGCUGUGGAUGCCUGGCGGCCCCCCACAAGGACAGCCAGUGGGCAGGGCCCGCCAGGCUACAUCUUCCUUGCUGAGCACAUCGCAGGCCUGUCUGGAGGACAGCGACAGGGGGAGGAGGUGUGGACGCCUGAGGCUUUCCUCCCCGAAUCCAGCAGGGAGGAGAAUUUUUUGUUUUUCAGCCGUGGCUCGGCCUUGCCCACUUCCGUCCUGCCCUGGUCCCCUCUGACCCCCCAGGUUUCCCAGCCUAAUUUCCGUCUAUAACCAGGUUCCUAUUUUCUCUUUCCUGCGGUCACGGCCCUGCUCACUGUCAUCCCUAUUGAUCUUCCCUCUCUGUUUCUGUUUCAAAUGUCAAGGUCAUUUUUAAUUCUGAGCCAGUCGUUAGCUGCCCCGUCUGGGUGCACAGAGAGGACGGAGGACCAGCUCUCAUAGCAAGUAACUGAGCGCUGGAAGUUGGGUGUCCUGGCUCCUAAGCUAGUGCUGUGCCCGCGGUGCUGCUGCGUAGAUGGAUCUAGGGGUCAGUGCAGAAGAUGUUCCAGACCUAAGAGAUCGGCUAGAUCCGGGUGUGCCAGGGGUCCUCACUUGGAAAGGUUAAGAGAUGCUCAGAGGGCACAUUAUGGGAUGGUGAGGUCAGAUCUGUGCUUUACUGAGCCAUAGGUUGGACAUGGGCCCUAUCAUGGUGAAUGUCCAGUAAUGCCUGGACGGGGAGGCUGGCGGCGCUGGGAGCCUGCCUCCCAUCCGAGUGUCUCCAGAGGACCCUGGGAGGGGCCGGCGAGGGUGCCUGGGCCCAUGCCAGGGAUCCUCCAGCUCUCCAGCCGUCAGAGAACCUGUUGACAAGGGGCUUGUCGAAGGAGGGGUCCUGCGCGAUUAACUUUAUAGAUUCCGAGAGGAUACCUCACUUGAUGAAUAAAGGGGAAUCUAACGGGAUUCCCCCGAAGCCUUUGACAUGAGGUCGUAAGCGCGUCUGUCCUGACGUGGUAGGUGUCCAUGACAGGGUGUGCGGUUCCCUCAAUAAGCAGGUACAGAGUGUGGUCUUCUUUUUGUCAAAUUCCUUUAAAAUAUACGCCAGUAUGUGUAUCGGUGGGCUUGCACGUGCUCAGACACCGUCGUUCUGGAAGAAUAACUUGGCAAACGGGUCUGCAGCCUCCUUGCCAUUUUACUUUACACGCUUUUGUAACCUUUGCAAAAAUGUAAAGGCACAUGCAUUCCUUUCUUAAUGACGACAACAACGGAAAUACAACCACACUUUCAAAGCUUCUGGAUAAGAACUUGAAAAAAAAUUUGCAUCGCCCUUGGGCUGGAAGGGUAGGCUCUUUUAUAAUAGAUACGGAACUGGGGAACUGGCGUAAGAGACUGCCGGCCGAGGGUGGGGCCGAUCAGGUACUCAGCUUUUCUGGAAAGGUUGCAGGGGGAUUUAUUGCAGACCCUGUGGUCUCCAGGCGAAGGCCUGGGCUGGUAGGGCUCGGGUGAGAGUGGAGAACCGGCAGCUGGCUGCACCUGGAACGUGGUCUGGCUGCGGCAGAACACGUUAGCUUCCAAAGCUAUAGGGAUGGUGAUGGAGACUGAGUUCUGACCCAGGAUGGGGAACAAAUCCUCGAGGAUCUUCCCUGAAGGCUUUGGUCUGGUCGCCGCUGGCACCCAAACGGCUCCUGGGACCUGGAGAUACAUCCAGGGCCUCGGGCCUGGUCGGGAGUGCAAGUGACCCAACCCUGGCGUAUCCUGGGGAGCCACGUGCAGGGAGGACAAGACGGGGCUUCAGGAGGCCCUGCUGGGGGUGGAAGGGAUGCCUGGGAAACUCAUCUGGCAUGUGGGCUCAAGCUGUGCCUGACUCUGAUCUGGAGGCCUGGGAGCAGGUGGCAGUGACCCAGGUGACAGGGUGGAAAGGUGAGGAGGGGCAGAUACAAAUUCCUCUGCCUGUCACUGGGCAACAGCACCGACCUCCCCCUUCCACGGCCCAGUCCCCCCAGCCCCCCACCCAUGGGUGCUAUCUGGGAGCUUGAUUUGCCCUCUGAGGCUGCCCCUGUUAAAAGUGACACGAGGAGUUCCCUAGUGGCUCAGUGGGUUAAGGAUCAAUGCUGUGGCAUGGGUUUGAUCCCUGGCCCAGGAACUUCUGCCAGCUGCAGGCUCAUCCAAAAAAAAAAGAAAGAUGACAUGAGAAAGGGUAUGCGGACCUCUCUGGCCCCGCCCCACCCCUGGAGUAAGGCAGGAAAAUAAAUAAAAGGACAGGAGCAUGGAAGCAAGCCCAGAGCUGGUCCCUCUGUAGCCCGCCCCUGGCCCCAGGCUGCCUGGGGACGGAUGGGCAGGGCAAAGAAGUGACGAUGGGAGGCGGGCAGGCCUUGAUUUGCAUCUUGGCCCUACGACUGCUACUACAGUGACUGCACGACCUCCAAGACUCCGAGCUGCAGGGUUUUAUAUCCGUGAGUCAGGGAUAUAAGAAUAGCGUCCACGUCUUAUUGGUGUUGCUCGAAUCAAAUGAAAUAAUUGUACGAAAACGGCCGGCACUGUGCCUGGCACAGGGUAGGCGCUCAGGAGGUGUGAGUUCCUUUUCUCCGAGUGGGGUCAGGACAGGGCUGCAUGAGGGUGACUCAGGGGACCAGGCAAGAUGACGCCCUGAGGGGAGGCAGGGCCUGUUUCCUCCUCUGAAAAGCCAGGAUUUGGCGGGUUGGUUUCUGAGCCCUUCAGGCCCGGUCUGCUGAACUUGGCCUUUCAUCUGGAUGCACUUCCAUCCAUCUCUGGAGUCCGUGCGCACCGGGGACCCAGCGCGUCCCCCAGGCCCUUGGCCCUCUCCCUCCCUGCCCUUUGGCCUCUUUGGGUCCAGAGCAUGCAGUGGCCUCUCCCCGAGUUGUUGGGCCUGCUGGCAGGGCUGGCUCUGCCCCCUGGCCCACAGACAGGCAUGGGAGGGUCUAGACCACAGCUGGGGCGCAGCGACGGUUCUUAAUGGUUUUCUUACCAGCAACAAUGUGGUGCUUGUUGCCACUCUGUCACUGGCCUGUGGUUCCCAGCUCAACCAGCAGUGGCCUGAGGGCCUGCCUGGUACAGGGAGCUCAGCUGGGAGGCCCGGUGGGCAGGCAGUUGCUUCUGCACUUUCUUUUGUCAGCAUCCUCCGUGCAGCCUGGACUCCGAGAGACGGCACGGGUGGAGCCACUGGAAGGCCAACCCACAGGCAGCCUGAGGCCGAGGCCGGUUCAGCAGAAUUUCACUCCGCACCAGGAUCUAUGUCUAAGUUUUAACUCUUGCUUACCAAGACCACGAUAAUUCCUUCCCCAAAGCCCAGCAGCCCCCCAGCCCCGCGCAGCCCCAGCCUGCCUCCCACCGCCCAGCUGCCCGCGAUGCCCGCCAGCGGCCCCGGGGACACCAGCGGCUCCGCUCCGGAGCGGGAAGAGGACCGCAAGGAGGGAGAGGAGCAGGAGGAGGCUCGCGGCAAGGAGGAGCGGCAGGAGCCCAGCACAACUACGCGGAAGGUGGGGCGGCCUGGCAGGAAGCGCAAGCACCCCCCGGUGGAAAGCAGCGACACGCCGAAAGACCCCGCGGUGACCUCCAAGUCCCCGUCCAUGGCCCAGGACUCAGGCCCCUCAGAGCUGUUACCCAACGGGGACUUGGAGAAGCGGAGUGAGCCUCAGCCGGAGGAGGGGAGCCCCGCCGGGGGGCAGAAGGGCGGGGCCCCAGCGGAGGGAGAGGGCGCGGCCGAGACCCCGUCCGAAGCCUCCAGAGCCGUGGAGAAUGGCUGCUGCACCCCCAAGGAUGGCCGGGGAGCCCCUGCGGAGGAGGGCAAAGAACAGAAGGAGACCAACAUCGAAUCCAUGAAAAUGGAGGGCUCCCGGGGCCGGCUGCGGGGUGGCUUGGGCUGGGAGUCCAGCCUCCGCCAGCGGCCCAUGCCGCGGCUCACCUUCCAGGCGGGGGACCCCUACUACAUCAGCAAGCGCAAGCGGGACGAGUGGCUGGCACGCUGGAAAAGGGAGGCUGAGAAGAAAGCCAAGGUGAUCGCAGUCAUGAACGCCAUGGAAGAAAACCAGGGGUCCACCGAGUCUCAGAAGGUGGAGGAGGCCAGUCCGCCCGCCGUGCAGCAGCCCACAGACCCCGCCUCCCCCACCGUGGCUACCACACCUGAGCCCGUGGGGGCCGAUGCCGGGGACAAGAAUGCCACCAAAUCAGCCGAUGAUGAACCGGAGUAUGAGGACGGCCGGGGCUUUGGCAUUGGGGAGCUGGUGUGGGGGAAACUGCGGGGCUUCUCCUGGUGGCCAGGCCGCAUUGUGUCUUGGUGGAUGACCGGCCGGAGCCGAGCAGCGGAAGGCACCCGUUGGGUCAUGUGGUUCGGAGACGGCAAGUUCUCGGUGGUGUGUGUGGAGAAGCUGAUGCCGCUGAGCUCCUUCUGCAGCGCCUUCCACCAGGCCACCUACAACAAGCAGCCCAUGUACCGCAAAGCCAUCUAUGAAGUCCUGCAGGUGGCCAGCAGCCGUGCGGGGAAGCUCUUCCCGGUGUGCCAUGACAACGACGAGAGCGACACUGCCAAGGCUGUGGAGGUGCAGAACAAGCAGAUGAUCGAAUGGGCCCUGGGAGGGUUCCAGCCCUCUGGCCCCAAGGGUCUGGAGCCACCAGAAGAGGAGAAGAACCCUUACAAAGAAGUUUACACAGACAUGUGGGUUGAACCCGAGGCAGCUGCCUAUGCACCACCCCCACCAGCCAAAAAGCCCCGAAAGAGCACAACUGAGAAGCCCAAGGUCAAGGAGAUAAUUGAUGAACGCACAAGAGAGCGGCUGGUGUAUGAGGUGCGGCAGAAGUGCCGGAACAUCGAGGACAUUUGCAUCUCCUGUGGAAGCCUCAACGUCACCCUGGAACACCCUCUCUUCAUCGGAGGAAUGUGCCAAAACUGCAAGAACUGCUUCCUGGAGUGCGCGUAUCAGUACGACGAUGACGGCUACCAGUCCUACUGCACCAUCUGCUGCGGGGGCCGCGAGGUGCUCAUGUGCGGGAACAACAAUUGCUGCAGGUGCUUUUGCGUGGAGUGCGUGGAUCUCUUGGUGGGGCCGGGGGCCGCGCAGGCAGCCAUUAAGGAAGACCCCUGGAACUGCUACAUGUGCGGGCACAAGGGCACCUACGGGCUGCUCCGGAGGCGGGACGACUGGCCCUCUCGGCUCCAGAUGUUCUUCGCCAAUAACCACGACCAGGAAUUUGACCCUCCGAAGGUCUACCCACCUGUCCCAGCCGAGAAGAGGAAGCCCAUCCGGGUGCUGUCUCUAUUUGAUGGAAUCGCUACAGGGCUUCUGGUGCUGAAGGACUUGGGCAUCCAGGUGGAUCGCUACAUCGCCUCCGAGGUGUGCGAGGACUCCAUCACCGUGGGCAUGGUGCGGCACCAGGGCAAGAUCAUGUACGUCGGGGACGUCCGCAGCGUCACGCAGAAGCAUAUCCAGGAGUGGGGCCCAUUCGAUCUGGUGAUUGGGGGCAGUCCCUGCAAUGACCUCUCCAUCGUCAACCCCGCCCGCAAGGGACUCUACGAGGGCACGGGCCGGCUCUUCUUUGAGUUCUACCGCCUCCUGCAUGAUGCGCGGCCCAAGGAGGGAGAUGAUCGCCCCUUCUUCUGGCUCUUUGAGAAUGUGGUGGCCAUGGGCGUUAGUGACAAGAGGGACAUCUCGCGAUUUCUCGAGUCCAACCCUGUGAUGAUCGACGCCAAAGAAGUGUCCGCUGCACACAGGGCCCGCUACUUCUGGGGAAACCUUCCUGGUAUGAACAGGCCGUUGGCAUCCACUGUGAAUGAUAAGCUGGAGCUGCAGGAGUGUCUGGAGCACGGCAGAAUAGCCAAGUUCAGCAAAGUGAGGACCAUUACUACGAGGUCGAACUCCAUAAAGCAGGGCAAAGACCAGCAUUUCCCCGUCUUCAUGAACGAGAAAGAGGACAUCCUGUGGUGCACUGAGAUGGAAAGGGUGUUCGGCUUCCCCGUCCACUAUACCGACGUCUCCAACAUGAGCCGCUUGGCGAGGCAGAGACUGCUGGGCCGGUCGUGGAGCGUGCCGGUCAUCCGCCACCUCUUCGCUCCGCUGAAGGAAUAUUUUGCUUGUGUGUAAGGGACGUGAGGGCAAACCGAGGUAGUGACACAAAGUUGUUAAGCAAACAAACAAAAAACAAAAAACACAACAAAACACCAAGAACAUGAAGAUGGAGAGAAGUAUCAGCACCCAGAAGAGAAAAAGGAAUUUAAAACAAACAAAACGCAGGCGGAAAUUCCGGAGGGCUUUGCCUUGGACAAAGGGUUGGACAUCAUCUCCUGAUUUUUCAAUGUUACUCUUCAGUCCUAUUUAAAAACAAAACCAAGCUCCCUCCCCAGCCCACCCCCCCCUUUUUGGGUGAAACCUUUUGUUUUCUACUCUUUUCAGAGGGGUUUUCUGUUUGUUUGGGUUUUUGUUUCUUGCUGUGACUGAAACAAGAGGGUUUAUUGCAGCAAAAAAAAAAAAAAAAAAAAAAAAAUUGGUAACAAAAAAUAGUAACCAUACCUUGCAGAAGAAAGAUGGAAGAGAAAGAAAAAAGGAAAUUCUAUAGAAAUUUAUAUAUUGGAUUUUGUUCUUUCGGUUUUUUUUUUUUUUUGGUUGUUUUUUUGUUUGUUUUUUUUUUACUAUAUAUCUUUUGUUGUUGUCUCUAGCCUGAUCAGAUAGGAGCACAAGCAGGAGACAGAAAACAGACACUCAGGCGGCAGAGUUCCCUCCCAGCCACUGAGCUGUCUUGCCAGCACCAUUCCUGGUCAUGCAAAACACAACCCAACUAGCAGCAGAGAGACGAGAACACCAUACAAGACCCUUUUAUACAGUAUUCAGGUGCCUACCACACAGGAAACCUUGAAGAAAAUCAGUUUCUAGAAGCCACUGUUACCUCUUGUUUACAGUUUAUAUAUAUAUGAUAGAUAUGAGAUAUAUAUAUAUAAAAGGUACUGUUAACUACUGUACAACCCGACUUCAUAAUGGUGCUUUACAACAGUGAGAUGAGUAAAAACAUCAGCUUCCACGUUGCCUUAUGUGCAAAGGGUUUUCCCCACGGAGGAUGGAGAAAGGGAGACAGCUGGGAGGUGAGCCGUUACCGAGGUGGGGUUUGGCCCCCCCGCCCCUUGGUGCUUCACCAAAGGCGAAGGAGGAGAAUCUGGGAACAGCAUUCUCCCGCUUCUCCCUGCCAAACGAAGGGGGUGAGAUUCGGUGGUCGGGACCGUGGAAAGCUGCGAGUGGGAUCCAUCCAGGCUCACGCAAUAACAACCUUUCGAAUUUUUUUUUUUUUUUUUUUUUUUUUUUUUUUUUUUUUUUUUUUAAAGGAGACUCCCUCGGCAAGAUGGCAGGAUGAGGGGUCUUCACUCCCAAUUUCUCACAUUAGCCGAUUCGAGGGCUCCUUGCAGUGGGAUCAGAAAAAAAUCCAGAGUGCGGGCAGGUGACAGUUCAAACCCCACCUGGAGCAAAUAAAAAAACAUACAAAACGUACUGGUGCUUUCCUGUCUAAGUCGCUUUUUGUGUGUUCUUUUAUGAGGCCCCCACCAUCCACCCUCUGUGCACAAGGCGGCUUCCAGCCCCUGGAACGUGAUGUUUUUGGUCAUCUCCAAAGGCUGCAGUUUUAUACUGGGAGGCUGAUGACACCUUUUGUUAUAAUUAUUCUUAUGGUUCUGGUUAUAAUUAUGUUUGUUUUCGGAUUUUCUUUAAGAAAACAAAAACCCAACCCCUCCUCCCUUUAGGUUUCAAAACAAGGUGCGGGGAGCAGGGUGCUUCUACGCUAGUGGUGGCCCUGGUGCCCUGGCUCCCCACCCCUCGGGCCAGGUGGGCCACUGGGCGCAGCGACAGCUGGGCGGCCAGGGGGUCCCCGAGGCUGGCCUUCCGGGCGCGGCCCUCUUCUCUUCUGCUUCCCUCCUCUCUAGUUGUGUGUCAGGGCUGGAGGGAGGACGGGGCGUCUCUCCCCCCGUGUGUGAUUGGAGUGCUGUGUCUUUCUUUUCUAGUACUUGGUCUGAUGAUAGCUGUGCUCUUACCUCGAGUCAGCAGCACCUGGAGCCCCAAGUGCGCGACACUUGGUCCCGCUUCCCACCGAGGCAGGCGGCCUGGCGUUGGCGGUAGGCAGGGACAGCAGGGGUGGCUCCAGGGUGAGGGCCCAAUGGGCAGAUGCCUGCCUGGAUAGAUGGGGUGUAGAUAUGUGGCAUAUAGAGAUUUAUAUUUUAUAAGGGGAGGGGGGAAUGGCACCUCCUGGGACUGGCAGGGCUGGGAGGUGUGCUGUCAAGCACAUGGGCCCACGUUCGCAUCCCUUGAAAGAUAGGGCCUACGGUGAUAGGCGCUGUAUAAAUACAUAGAUAGGGUCACGUAUAAGAAAUAUUAUGUCGUGGGGAGCGGGGGAAGGAGGCUCAGUGCUGAGCCUCGGGCCCCACUGCAGACAAGCCCCACACCAAUCAAUCCAUCCCAGACGCACACACAGGAACAUGUUUCUAUACUGAUGUAUAACGAAUGUGCGUGUGUGCCCGUGCGUGUGUGUGUGUGGGCGCACACACACGCACAGACACACACGCAGCCAGGGAGCUCCCAGCGCGCUUCUCCCCUGGAUUCAGGACUUGGCGGAGUCGGCCCUGCAGCUCUUUACCUCUGUUGCCCUGAUUGCAGGUGGACUGUCAAUCCCAGAAGUUGCUAGGUGCUGAAAGCAGGAAAAGGAGGAGGUUUUCUUUUAGCAGGUGCUCUCCUCUAGCAGGUAGCGUUUCUCUCUCUUUUGCCCCUGGUGAUGUCAAAAGAUUCUUCAGUUAGCAACCUGUGACACUGACCUGCAACCCUAGGCACCAGUCAAGUCAGCCCUCAGCUCCCCCUACCUAUUCUACCGAUUUCCAAAACGAAACUGACAUCCAGGGCUGUCUUGGCCAGGGGGCUUCCAUUCGGAAAAAAAAUGGGACCUCGAACCUCAUCUUGUGAAUAAAGCAAAUCAGUAGUUGGUGACAAAACUUCAACCAAGCUUUGAAUCCCUUGCUCAUUGCUCAGGAGGAAGCUCACGGCUGGCGGCCCCGGCCUCCUCCUUUUAGGGGUGCUUAGUCUGGACUCCACGAUACUCACUUCCUGCUCAGAUUGGUUUUUCGGAUCAUCCCCAGUUGCUCCCUGCCAGCUCCGCACUGUGACGGCAGGUGGUGACGAUGGGCUCCCGCGAGGGCCUGGAGCAGCUGGGGGGGAUCCCUGUGCCCCUCCCUCGUUGGAGUCUGUACCUAACUGUGGUGCUCACCCCGCCCCCUCCUUCUCCGGCCAGGCUCCAUCUUCCUGGCCUGGAGCCCACCAGCACCACUCCAGGAGGCUGGGGGAGGAGGGCUGCCGCAGGCAGUCCAAGGUGCUCCCUCCCCCGCCGGCCCGGCCAAGGUCUUCCCAGCCCCAGGGUCGGGAUGGUCUCGUCCUCUGCGCACAGACUUGCCAGCCCUUUGGGCUCUCCAGGGCCUCUUGUCUGCAGCUUGUGUGCAGGAGUUUGCCCUUCCCAGUGGUCCAAGCUCCACCCAAGGGGUCCAUGUGGUAGCCGAGGAUGUGGCUGAGCCUGUGGGGUCCGCGUGGGCCGGGCAGCUUGCUCCGUGGGGGCCUGGUGGUUGUGUCUGACACCUGUUCCUCCCAGUGUAGCGACCCGACUAGGCCCGAGGGGGCUAGAUGCGCCCUUGCAGGCGUGAGAGUUAAUCACCAGCUUUCCUUGCAGCCACACCCGUGGGCUCGGCCCCACAGCAGAACUUGGUAGGGUACAGGGACCUUGGGACUGUGCCAUCUUGGCCAAGCCCGGGCACUCUUCACAGUCUGCUUCCAACCCUGGGGGUGCUUCUGGGGACAGAAAUCGGGCCACCUUCGGAAGGGGAUUUGUGCCUGGACAGGCUGGGGCGAGGCUGUGUGGGGAUGAAGACGGGGGAUGGUUAUCCUUGCUGUGCGCCAGGCUGAGGGUAGAGGCAGGAGAGACCAAGCUAGGGAAAGUUCUGGAGCCUGUUCCCUGGAGGGAGGGGCUUCUUUCUGAAGAACAGGCCCAUUUAACAAAUCCCUAGAACCUGAGGAUGCUGUCCCCUACGUCCCGCAGGUGCCAAGUGGAGUGUGGUGCCAAAGACACCUGUGGCUCUGGCCCCGGGGGAGGUAGCCGGGGCUCCGGCCAGGGUCACAGAGCCCUGGGUCGCCUGCCCCAGGAGGAAGCUUGUCUCCAGCAGGUGGCUGCUGAGCCCCUUCCCUGGGGACUGACCAAAGGCUGGGGUGCAGCGGGUGAGGACUGGGGGGUCUUGCAGUCAGUGGGUGACAGCCCCGUGUACCACUGUCCGUUUUUCUUUCUAGACCCCAGACCCUUCCUGCUAUCGAACCUUCUGCUAGGAAGCAAAUUUCCCAAAAGAGCAUGCAGGACCGCUUAGCUUUUGAGACGGGCCAGGAGUGGUUGGCUGGCGAAGAUGCCUGUGUGGGUUUUUGGUGAGUCGCUAGGCUUUGGGGCAGGCAGACCCGGCAGGGAGGGAAGCUGGUGGCAGUGGGCUGCUGAGGGCCGGCUCCCCUGACUUUUCCCGGGGCGGCAAGGUGGGAAGAGCCCACCGGCUCCAGCACAGGCAGGGCUGUGACCGCAGCGAGGGAAGGACCACUUCAGUGGAGCCGUUCGGGGACUGGUCUCGGUCUUGGUCUCUGGGAUGACAUCAGUAGAGAGAACGUGGAUCUGGGAGGCGGUUCUGAAUUCCUGUGGCUGUUCUGCUCGGUGCAGAGACGCCCUGGCACUGGUGUCUUUCAGAGGUGUCAUUUUCAGGAGACUCGCAGGCUUCGAGCGGUGGGGCCUGCCUGGCACCGUGAUCUGACGAGGGCUGGUCGUUUCUGUGGUCAGGGCAGCAGCAGAGCAGAGAGGCUGGUGAGAGCUGGGUUUCUAGCCAGACCCCGUUUGGACCCCAGGAGGUGAGGACUCUGAAUUUGUCAUUGGGCAUGGUCCAGGCUGGAUGCUCCCAGCGCUUGUGGUUAGAGGUGACACUGGAGUUGUCCUGCCCUCUUUCCUCCACCUUGGGAGGGAUGGUGUAGAGCUGGAGUGGCCCUCCUGGCCGUUCCCUGCCCAGGCAGGGAUUAGCCACAAGUGUUCGGAGGAUCCAAGAGGAAAGAGAAUAGAUUUCUGUCAAGGGUGGAUGCCACUGUUCUAGCAGGAGCUCGCAAAUCUUUACGUUUUGGUAAAGGAAGGCUGAGGUCUUUAGGAGGCGAGGGCGCCCUUGUACUUCAGAGUCCCGGCCGAGCGUGGCUUUGGUUGGUGACCUGCUGUUCACCACUGACCCUCGGCAGCAGAGUUCGGGGAGAGGGAGAAACAAGCAGGUCGCAGGCAGGAAGGACGAGGAGGGAGGGGGGGCCCUUGGCCCUUUGCGACUGACUAAGUUGCCCAAACCGAGGCCCGCAGUCUCCUGUGACUCCAGUAACUGGAACCCCCCCUCCCCCCAGGGGCGUGGGAGGGCGGCUCUCUCACCCUCCCAUCCCCCCACCCCCCAUUCCCCCCACCCCCACUUCCUCCGGGGGGGGGGGGCCUCCAGCCCUGGGCCUGAGGACAUGAGCAGGGAUCAGAGAGCAUCACCUGAGUCCCAUUUCACUUCACAGACUGAUUUGGUUGCACAGCCCUAGAAUCCAACCAACCCCCCAAAUGCUGAAAUUCCUUAGAAUACGCAGAGGGAGGAGGUGACUCAACAAGGUGCUAAAACAUUUUAUUAAAAAUAUAUAUUGUUAAAUUAAGUCUGCUGUCUGGACAAUGACUGUUUGUUUUGUUUUCUUGUAGUGGAGUUUAAAAGAGACUAUUAUUUUACUCUGAUAUAUUAUUAUUAAAAAGGCAUUUUAACUUUGUACUUGAAAACUAAAUGAGCGAUUUCAUGUGUUUUAGCUGAGGCAUUGAAGUAGCGGGUGCUUACCUAUUUGUGGGAAAUCAUGUAUUCAUACUGAAGAAUAAAAUCCGUAGCUGAUUUGGUAAUAACUUUUACUGUUACAGACGAUUUCGCUUUGACCCCCGGCGGGAGAGCACUUUUACUGCACAUUCCACGCAGCUAAAUGCAGGACUUACUCCCCGGACCCUUCCCCUCCCAGCCCUGUUUCCUUUCUCUUCAGUUCCUCUUCUGACUCUCUGUCGUUGUUGUUUUUUUCUUUUCUUUUUUUUUCUUCCUUCCUGGUUCCAGCAUCCUUUCACCACUGUAUUUUUUUUUUUUUUUUUUUUUUAGGGUUGCUUCUCUAUUUAUUGACAAUAAUAAUGUACAUUUCACAGUCUGGUUCUGGAACGCUGGGGAGGGGCGCGAGUGAGAGGGCCCUGGUGGGUCCCCACUCCCGCCUCCCGGGGUUCCCGUUGUAUCUCUGUGUAAGUGAUGCUCGUGACAUAGCUGUUUAUGAAAUAAUUAUAAAGAGGUCAGUGCGUACAGCAGAUGUAGAAAGUCUGUCAGUUCCGCCUUCAUCACAUAUUUUUUUUUUUUUGUGCCCAAAAUAUAAUAAAGCUCCUUUCUAAUGUACUUGUGCUGGAGAACACUUGAAUAAAUGGACUGUUUUUGUGCAAAAAGAAAAACAGAAAAA
Sus scrofa (pig) is the source of this 12588-nucleotide messenger RNA. NCBI's taxonomy places the organism in Eukaryota, Metazoa, Chordata, Mammalia, Artiodactyla, Suidae. The record is from RefSeq and is a predicted model, not a curated record.